Messenger RNA from Carya illinoinensis, 1946 nucleotides. RefSeq lists its product as uncharacterized. The record is from RefSeq and is a predicted model, not a curated record. Lineage: Eukaryota; Viridiplantae; Streptophyta; Magnoliopsida; Fagales; Juglandaceae. The transcript has 4 exons. The coding region runs from base 712 to 1767 and encodes 351 amino acids.
CUAAAAUUACACAUAAAAAUAUCACUUAUACCCUACAACAAGCAAGCAACACUCCAAGGUGCACGGAUACUGGCUGGAUUUAUCGAUUUACUUCACGCUCGAGAGGAUUAAAAUGGUGAGAGUAUGGGAAGCAAGCACUGGCCACCUACAAAGAAAAAAGAAGAGAAAGGAAGUUACUUAGAAUAGUAAAGGAGUGAAAAUGGUGUUCGUGGUGUUGUUGUAGAAACAGAGCCAAUCGAAAAUACUCUCUGACAUCACACAUAAUCUCAUCUUCGGUUUUUCUCAUGCCCUGUAUUUUCUUCCUCAUCUCCUUUUCUCUCUCUCCCCGAAAACCCUAAUUCAAAUUCUCCCUUUCUCUUUCUCUGCUUCUUUCAGAGAUUAAAAAAAAAAAAAAAACAAGAUCGGCAGGGAAACAGAAUUCAGCUCAAAUACUUGUGAGAUUUAGUUGAGGCCAUUCUUUUUAUGUUCCUUUUGGAAGCCAAGAUAUUCAAAACACGAGGUUGUUGAUUUCGUUCUUUAUGUCUUUGUUAUUCAUAACAACCAACGAAAGCAUCUGUGUAUGUCAUUCACUCUUGAAAACCGGUUGAAUUUUGGAUCUGGAUGAAGAAGAAUGCUCGAACUAGACCUGAAUGUAAAUGGAGCUGUCGAUUUUCAUAUGCGGAAAAUUAUACUACAUUUGGUUGUAAAGCAAACUAAUAUAUAAUAGGAAUAAUGGAGGCGAAUAUAUGUGAUGUCAAUCACUUGGAUGGGGAUGUCCUUUUGCCUCCUCGAAAGCGUCUGCUUGCUGGAUUGAAAAAACAAAGCUCGGAAUCUGAUGGUGCUUUGAGUCUCUCUCUAAUUGCUUCUUCCGCUUCCGCUCCCGCUCCCGCUCCAUCUUCUGCUGCUUUGAGUGACUUUGAAAUCCGUCUUAACAAUCUGUUAAGUUCUCAUUCGAAUAAUCCUAACCUUACGCCAGGGGAAAUGGUAGAGGCUUCAAAUUCAGCGGCAAUCGCUGCAUCUAAGGCUGCAGAGGCAGCAAGAGCAGCAGCUGAAGAGAAGGCUGCAAUAGCAUCAAAAGCAAUGGCUGCUGCCAAGCGUGCUUUAGAUUUGGUUGCCUCAUUUUCUGGAGAUUCAGCCUGUCAGGAAAGAUAUCUGAAAAAGAAUAAGCUGAAGAAGCAUCUCCCCGUUCAGCUCUUGUACAAAAAAUACCAACCGAUUGAGAAUAACAAGACAGAUGAAGAGUUGGCCCAUAAGUUGCAUAGAGCUAUUAACAGCUCACCCAGAAUCUCAAAGAAUUCUUCAAGUUCUGACUGGAAAGGUCAUAAACACAAGAAACCUAAAAGCUCAGCAAGUUCUAAGAAAAGUAGGGUAUCCAAUGGGGGUAUCGUAUUGGAAAGACACCUCCCCUCUAUGUCCAAUGGUCAUGCUGUAACAGGCAAGAUUGAAUCUGAAGGCUCCAUCCAUGAAUUAUACUCGCACAAAGCAGAUCAAAAGUCCUCCAAGUCUGAUAAAGCUGGUCAACUAGAGAUGGAUAAUGAGGAAGCAGAAUCAAGUCAACCAAUGGAUAAAACUGGAGAAGACGUGAGUACAACUGGUAAAAGGAGGGGAAGAGUGAAGCUAAAAAGGUUGCCCUUAAGUAUUUGUAACUUUAGGGAUCAAUCAAACCCCAAGGAGGAGAUGAAUACUUCAGCUGAUGGUGUGAUGCCAAUCGGGGCUACAACAAUGUGGAAAUGCCAGGAGUUCAAUGUGCCAACAUGUGUCAAGCAAAAUAAAGUCCUGCAGUCGUGAUGCCCAAAUGUAAUGUGGCGACUGGUAAAUACCAUGAUAGAAGUUGAUAGCUGAGGUAGGAUUCAUGGUGUUCUUUUUAUAGAAAAGGCUUUCUUUCAUUGACGUUUUUAUUCAUUUUUUCUGAAGUUGUAAGGAACUUAAACUGACCCAAUGUAAAUUUAGAUAUUUAAUUGCUUGCA